UGGCAGCUGCGCGGCGGCAACGGCGGCUGAGGAGGAGCGCGCGCCCGGCUUUGAAUGAGCGGGGCUGGGACUGAACGGGCGGAGCGCGAGCUCGAGGAAGCGACCGGCAGCGCGCGUGCGCGCGCCUUGUGUGCGCGCGCGGCCCGCGGCAGCUCGGAGUCUCCGCCGGGCGGGCGGGGAGGGGGAGGGGCAGGUUUUGAUUCUUACCAUGGCUAUUACACAGUUUCGGUUAUUUAAAGUUUGUACUUGCCUAGCAACAGUAUUCUCAUUCCUAAAGAGAUUAAUAUGCAGAUCUGGCAGAGGACGGAAAUUAAGUGGAGACCAGAUAACUUUGCCAACUACAGUUGAUUAUUCAUCAGUUCCUAAACAGGCAGAUGUUGAAGAGUGGACCUCCUGGGAUGAAGAUGCACCCACAAGCGUAAAGAUUGAAGGAGGGAAUGGGAACGUGGCAGCACAACAAAAUGCUUUAGAACAACUAGAACCCGACUAUUUUAAGGACAUGACACCAACUAUAAGGAAAACCCAGAAAAUCAUUAUUAAGAAGAGAGAACCAUUAAAUUUUGGCAUCCCAGAUGGUAGCACUGGUUUCUCUAGUAGAUUAGCAGCUACACAAGAUAUGCCUUUUAUUCAUCAAUCUCCUGAAUUAGGUGACUUGGAUACCUGGCAGGAAAAUACCAAUGCAUGGGAAGAAGAAGAAGAUGCCGCCUGGCAGGCCGAGGAAGUUCUGAGGCAGCAGAAGAUAGCAGACAGAGAAAAGAGAGCAGCAGAGCAGCAAAGGAAGAAGAUGGAAAAGGAAGCACAGCGGCUAAUGAAGAAGGAACAGAACAAAAUUGGUGUGAAACUUUCAUAACAAGUGUUCUUCACAUGUCAUAGCGCCAGUGCGAGAAAUGCGGGCUCCACCAGCCAAGCAACAUUUGUGUGGGUCUAAGAGUGUUUUCAGAGUACACAUAUGCUGCUUGACUUUAAUGCAUUCACCAGGCCACCCAGGGCACCAGGAUGCUCUCAAAGUCCCUUGAACUCUUAGUGAUUGAGACUCAAAAGAAGAAAAAAGACUUAAGAGACAAUAUUUUCUUCAUUGUGCUCCAACUGUAAGACAGUUGUUUGCUGUAGAGAAAUUAUUACAAAUGGAAUAUAUCAGUACCUCUUCAGGCUAGUGUUGCUAGCUGAAUAAAUGGGUAUAAAUAAUUUUAUGGUGGGAAAGGACUCUGCUGUCUAUAAUGCUUUCCUUCAAUGUGCAUAAUGAUAAAAUAAAUAAUUUUAAAUAUUC
Molecule: messenger RNA, 1267 nt
Organism: Camelus dromedarius (Arabian camel)
Lineage: Eukaryota; Metazoa; Chordata; Mammalia; Artiodactyla; Camelidae
Gene: EBAG9
Product: estrogen receptor binding site associated antigen 9
Exons: 7
Coding region: 209-850 (213 amino acids)
Cellular component (GO): secretory granule
Source: RefSeq, a predicted model, not a curated record